Molecule: messenger RNA, 2815 nt
Organism: Protomyces lactucae-debilis
Lineage: Eukaryota; Fungi; Ascomycota; Taphrinomycetes; Taphrinales; Protomycetaceae
Product: nitrate reductase
Exons: 1
Coding region: 192-2792 (866 amino acids)
Biological process (GO): nitrate assimilation; nitric oxide biosynthetic process
Molecular function (GO): heme binding; nitrate reductase (NADPH) activity; molybdenum ion binding
Source: RefSeq, a predicted model, not a curated record
CGCCUCAGUAGAUAGGGGCAAUCUGCAAUCAAUGGGCCAGGCUGAUAUGCAUUCUCAAUGCUGGAUAGGCUCCCUCGGAAACAGACCGGGCUUGCGUCUGGGAUGGACCUGGUUCCUCCCUCCCAUCACAAUGCUCUGCUUCCCCGUCUUUUAGACUUCUUGACUAUCAAUCUUCUUGCAUACUGUCGAGCAUGACUCCAUCAAUAAGCCUACCAUCUGCACAAGCAUCAAGACACAAGGACUCUGCAACGACUGCCAUGUAUCCCUUUCCCAUGCCAAGGCCACACACAUUGCCCACAAAAGUGGCAGAGGUCGAUUUGAAGACCAACGACAAGCAUGUCUGUCGCGAUGAGCGUAUGAUUCGUUUGACUGGCAAUCAUCCCUUCAACAGCGAAGCACCAUUAUCAACGCUCUUCGAUGAAGGAUUCUUGACGCCGCCUGAGCUAUUUUAUGUCCGCAACCACGGCGCAUGUCCAGCAUAUACCGACCAGGAAUGUCUCGACUGGAAGAUUGAAGUCUCGGGUCUCGUCGACAACCCAUUCACGCUUUCCCUCAAAUCCAUCAUGGAGGACUAUGAGCAAAUCACCUUGCCUGUCACCAUGGUCUGUGCCGGUAAUCGCAGAAAGGAGCAAAACAUGGUUCGCAAGGGAUCUGGCUUCAAUUGGGGUGCUGCCGGUGUCUCGACAUCCCUUUGGACAGGACCUCUUCUACGAGAUAUUAUUGCAAAAGCCAGACCACAACGAGCAGGCAAGUUUGUGUGCUUUCGAGGCGAUGAUGAUUUGCCCAAUGGCAAUUAUGAGACGUGUGUUCGCAUGUCAUGGGCUAAAUCCUUCGACAGGGCAAUUCAACUGGCCUAUCUACAAAAUGGUGAACCUUUGACACCAGAUCACGGUCGUCCCAUUCGUGUGGUGAUUCCUGGUGCGAUUGGUGGUCGUUCCGUCAAGUGGCUCUCAAAGAUCAUCAUUCAAGCAGAGCCAUCGACUGGAUGGUAUCACAUCAAUGACAAUCGCGUCUUGCCUACUCAAGUCGAUCCAGCCAUGGCGAAGGCAGAGUCGAAAUGGUGGCAAGAUGAGCGCUAUGCCAUUUAUGACCUCAAUGUUCAAAGUGCAAUUGUCUAUCCUGCACAUGAUGAAAUCAUUCAAGCGGAGGAGAAUAAAGAUUACACUAUUCGUGGGUAUGCUUACAAUGGUGGCGGUGUACGCAUCGGCCGUGUUGAACUCUCUAUUGACUCUGGACGAACUUGGCAGCUGGCAGAGAUUGAAUACCCUGAAGACCAGUACCGCGACUUUACUGGUUCCUUAUAUGGUGGCAAGAUUGACAUGGCCGAUCGCGAAGCAUGCUGGUGUUGGUGUUUCUACGCAUUGAAAGUACCGACUACUGCGCUAGCACAAUGUACGGGUAUCGUCGUGCGUGCUAUGGAUGAAAAUAUGAACUUGCAGCCACGAGACAUGUACUGGAGUGUUAUGAGUAUGAUGAACAAUUGCUGGUUCCGAGUAGCUGUACACAAGACGCAACAUGACAGCUCGAUUACGCUACGCUUUGAACAUCCCACACAGCCUGCAUUGAUGCCUGGUGGAUGGAUGCCGCGUGUCAAGGAUGCUGGUGGUGAUUUGCAAGCUCAUGGCUGGGGAGAACUGGUUGAUCCGGGAGUGCCUGCCAAGACUGUGGUUAAGCAAAGCAUCAGAAUGACCAAAGAUGGCCUGCACAACAUCAUCAAAUUGGAUGAGGUGGAGAAGCACAAAGAUGCAGAGUCAUGCUGGUUCAUCAACGAUGGCGAGGUAUAUGAUGCGACGCCUUUCCUCAAAGAACAUCCAGGCGGCAUUGAAUCCAUUACUGGUGUCGGUGGCGAAGACUCAACAGAAGACUUUAUGGCUAUUCACAGCGAGACUGCAAAGCAGAUGCUGGUGGACUACCACAUCGGUACACUGGAGAAAGCUCCACUGACACCACCCAAGACGCCUGCAGAAUCUGCUCACGGUGACGACGAUGAAGUGCCGCGCGAUCAAUUUCUGGAAGCAAAGAAGUGGCAUCCGGUGCAGCUUGUCGAACGGCAGGAGAUCUCCUCAGAUGCUCGUAUCCUACGCUUCAAGCUCGACCACGACGAUCAGCUUCUCGGUCUUCCAUGCGGUAAACAUCUCUUCAUCAAGACCCAAUGCCCGACCACAAACGACAUUGUCAUGCGCGCGUAUACGCCUGUAUCUGAGCAACUUGCCAAAGGUUUCCUGGACAUUCUCGUCAAGGUUUACUUUGCAUCAACUGAUUGGCCUACUGGUGGCAAGAUGACACUGGCGCUCGAGUCCUUGCGUCUAGGCGACACAAUCCAAGUCAAGGGCCCGACUGGGCACAUUGAGUAUCUUGGUCGAGGCAAGCUUCUACAGCACGGCCAAGAACGGACAGUCAAGCGCUUUUUGAUGGUGUCUGGAGGUAGCGGCAUCACCCCCGUCUACCAGAUUCUGCGAGCGAUUCAUGCUGAUGAGGCAGAUGCAACACCUUGUGUCUUGCUCGACUCGAAUCGACAUGAGCAGGAUAUCCUGUGCAGGGAGGAUCUUGACAUGUAUGGCGAAAAGGAGACGAUUGAUAUCUACCACACAUUGUCAGGUAAGGAUGUGCCAGCAGAUUGGCAACACGGCAGGGGUCGCGUCACGGAAGCACUCAUGGAGAGCAAGUUUGGGGAUGUGGAUGUGAGUGGUGGUACUAUGCUUCUGUUGUGUGGUCCACCUGCGCUCGAAGCACUUGCCAAGCAGUGGGCAUUGGGUAAGGGUAUGAGCCAGGAGGAUAUUGUCGUAUUUUGAGUGUCCGUAGGUAGUCUGUAGAU